AGGCGAAUCUGAUAACCGAGGAGCACAGCUAACGUUACAGAGCACAACUGUCAUGUGCGGUGUACAUUAAAACAGUGCGAAGUUAAAGGACGAUGGAAAAAAGAUGAAAAACGUGGUUUCGUAAAGGCAAAAUGACGGACUGGCCUUCAUCUGUCGAACACAGUCUGUCCGCACCGCUGUCUGACGCUGACAGCGUCUGGACCGGUCAUUAAGACCGAAAGAAGAAGCCCGCGGCUCGCUAAGUUAGCCGAAGAUAAAUGUGAUGAAACUGAUCGGAAUAAGAUUAUUUACUCAGCUUUUCACAGAGAGAGAGGGAGGGAGGGAGGGAGAGACCGAAUUAAGGUUCGUUAAGAUGGCGUCGCAAACUUCUCAGGUGUCCAAGGACAGCAUAACGCCAGUUCAGCAGAUGACAGCCUCUUGUUCCGGGGCGAUACUCACAUCUUUAUUUGUAACUCCUCUAGAUGUAAUCAAGAUCAGACUCCAGGCACAGAGAAGUCCUUUCCCUAAAGGGAAAUGUUUUGUUUAUUGCAAUGGCCUGAUGGAUCACAUAUGCGUGUGUGUGAACGAGAACGGGAAGGCGUGGUAUAAACCUCGAGGUCAUUUCAGCAGCACACUGGAUGCCUUCGUUAAGAUUGUUCGCAUGGAAGGGAUCAAGUCGCUGUGGAGUGGCCUCCCCCCAACACUAGUGAUGGCAGUGCCAGCCACAGUGAUAUACUUUACCUGCUAUGAUCAGAUCUGUGACGCUCUCAGGCUCAGGAUGGGUGAGCAGGCUGACAAGGCGCCUUUAUUAGCUGGAGCGAUCGCUAGAGUGGGCUCUGCUACGCUGAUCAGUCCUUUAGAGCUGAUCCGCACUAAGCUGCAGUCCGAGAGGCAAUCUUACAGAGAGCUGAGCGCUGUGAUCCGUUCGGCCGUGCACACUGAAGGCUGGCUGGCUCUCUGGAGGGGUCUGGGACCAACACUGCUCAGGGACGUACCGUUCUCAGCUAUGUACUGGUAUAACUAUGAGAAGGGCAAAAGCCUCCUGUGUUGGUACAAGUCCAGUGACCCGACCGUCACCAUAACCUUCAUCGCUGGCGCGGUGUCUGGAUCUAUUGCAUCCAUCGUCACACUGCCGUUCGAUGUGGUGAAGACCAGGAGGCAGGUGGAACUGGGUGAACUGCAGGCUAGGAAUCUGCCGGCACAAGGCUCUUCAACAUAUAACAUGAUGAAAAGGAUCGUGGGAGAGAGUGGCAUCAAAGGGCUCUUUGCAGGCUUCAUGCCCAGGCUUAUUAAGGUGGCUCCAGCCUGCGCUAUAAUGAUCAGCACCUACGAGUUUGGCAAGGCCUUCUUCCGCAAGCACAACCAGGAGAAGAAAACACGAGUGCUUGCACUCCAAACCAGCAACACCUGAUCAUCCUUUCAGUCUGCCUUUCCCUCUCCAUCCUUUAGAAUCAUGCACACACACACACACUCCCAUGUGUGCCCACCACUGAGCCUGUCCCUCAGCUGAGCUCCUAAACCAUCUCGCUGAACAUUCAGAGUAGAUAAGAAAGUUACUGAUGCCCAUGAAUCAUGAACAAGCGUGACACCUCUUAAGUGCUCCUCUUUUAAACUGUGCUGUCUGGUUUUGUCCCAUUUGUGAAGCCCUUGAUGGAUUAAGCUGAGUCAUAGCACUCGGGAGCAAUGUUAAUAUCUCACAAUGGAAGCAAAAAUAAUGCCAAUCCACCACUGGACUGUCGAGACUGCUUUAAAAAGCAGUUCAUUCAUCAGGCAUGCUCUGAUAAAACUACAGUGAAGCUACAAGGAUCAUACAUCUAAGGAAUAAAGGUGAAAUACACACUUAAAAAAGAUGCAAUGGUUCUAUUUAUAACCAUGAGUUCUAUAAAGAACUGUUUCAUGCUUAAAUGCUUCUUUGCAUGGUGAAAUCGU
This is a messenger RNA of Colossoma macropomum (tambaqui), 1908 nucleotides long. It is a transcript of the gene slc25a40, whose product is annotated as solute carrier family 25 member 40. The record is from RefSeq and is a predicted model, not a curated record. NCBI's taxonomy places the organism in Eukaryota, Metazoa, Chordata, Actinopteri, Characiformes, Serrasalmidae. Gene Ontology annotation, biological process: mitochondrial transmembrane transport. The coding region runs from base 263 to 1390 and encodes 375 amino acids. The transcript has 11 exons.